AUGGCCUCCUGUCCCCGCGGGACCCCCCUGGAGACGUCCCCGCCGCCGCUGGCCCCGGUGCCACCCGAUGCCACCGUGUGGGACGCGUCCCGCUUCUCGCUGGUGGACGGACACCUGGUGGCCCUGGGCAGGGACGAGGAGGACAGCUGCGAGCGCCUGGAGCUGGCUCUGACCCUCUGGGUCUACGAGGGCCGGGACCUGCCGGCGCGGUGCCGCCUGCGCUGCCAGCUGCAGCUGGACGGCGCCGUCUUCGCCCGCACCACGGCCAAGGCGGCGGGCGCCGACGGCCACCUCUUCUGGGGCGAGCUCUUCCAGCUGCCCGCGCUGCCGCCGGCGCGCGCCCUCACCGUCGCCCUGUGCCGCGACGACCGCGCCGGCGGCCGCCCGCUGGCCGCCGUCACCAUCCCGCUGGCCGAGCUGGCGGCGGCGCCACAGCCCCUGGAGCGGUGGUACGCCCUGAGCGGAGCCGGCGGCCGGCGCGCGCCGGCCGUGCGGCUGCGCGGGCGCUACCGCCGGGUCAGGGUCCUGCCCAUCGUGCGCUACAAGGAGAUGGCCGAGUUCAUCACCUUCCACUACCGGGAGCUGUGCGGCCGCCUGGAGCCCGCCAUCGCCGCGCGGCACAAGGAGGAGCUGGCCGGGGCUCUGGUGCGCGUCCUGCAGAGCACCGGCAAGGCCAAGUCGUUCCUGAUCGACCUGGGCGUGGCCGAGCUGGACCGCUUCGAUGAGCACGAGGCGCUGAUCUUCCGCGAGAACACCUUGGCCACCAAGGCCAUCGACGAGUUCAUGAAGCUGGUGGGGGCCAAGUACCUGCAGGACACGCUGGGGGAGGUGGUGGCCCAGCUCUGCAGCUCCGAGGAGAGCUCCGAGGUGGACCCCAGCAAGUGCUCGGGGCUGGAGCUGUCCGAGCACCAGCAGCACCUGCGGCAGGUCUGCGAGGAGACCCUGCGGCGCAUCACCGACGGCUCCGAGUCCUUCCCGGCGGAGCUGGGCGAGGUGUUCGCGGCAUGGAGCGACGAGUGCGCGGCGCGCGGCAAGGCGGCCAUCGGCCGGCGCCUGGUGUCCUCCUCGCUCUUCCUGAGGUUCCUCUGCCCGGCCAUCAUGUCCCCCAGCCUCUUCGGCCUCGUCCAGGAGUACCCCGGCGAGGCCACCGCCCGCAGCCUCACGCUGGUGGCCAAGGUCAUCCAGAACUUGGCCAACUUCACCACGUUUGGCGAGAAGGAGCCCUACAUGACCUUCAUGAACGACUUCCUGGAGCGCCACUGGGCCACCAUGACGGACUUCCUGCAGGCCGUGGCCACCGCCGAGGCCAGCGCCCACAUGGCCACCUACGAUGGCCGCGUGGACCUGGCCCUGGAGCUCGCCACGCUCCACCUGCUGCUCUGUGACAUCUUCUCCAGCCUCGACCAGGCCACGCAGGAGGAGCUGGAGCCGCUGCCCACCAUCCUCAGGGCCAUCAGGGAGGGGACACCUGUCCCCGUGUCCGUCCGCCUCAGCUCCACCGCCAGGAGAAGGUACCUGGGGACACCUGGGGCCACCUGGGGUGGCACUAACCGGGGUCUGGUGGCAUUAACAGGGUGCCAUUUCCAUGUGUCCCGGUGCCGUUACCGCGUGUCCCGGUGCCGUUACCGGGUGUCGCGAUGUGAUUGCCGGGCCGUUACCGGGCCAUUACCGGGCCAUUACCGGGCCGUUACCGGGCCGUUACCGGUGUCGCUCUCGCAGCCCCGGGGGAAGCUGCGCUCGUCGGCGUCGCUGCCGCGCAAAUCCACGGUGCCGUGGCAGCGCCUGGCCGAGGACUCGGUGGCCCCGGGCGAGCUCUACGCGCUGCGGCCGCUCGAGAAGCACCGGCGGCUGCUGGAGGAGGUGACCGGGGGUGGGUGGCACCUCCCGGUACCUCCCGGUAAACUCGUCCCCGAUGUCCCCAGCCCCCGGUAA
This is a messenger RNA of Lonchura striata (white-rumped munia), 1932 nucleotides long. The record is from RefSeq and is a predicted model, not a curated record. Lineage: Eukaryota; Metazoa; Chordata; Aves; Passeriformes; Estrildidae.